GCUCCUCAGACUGAAGCAUAUUUUUUCUUUCACUCUCUUUUACUUCAGCACACAAGCAAAGAAGCUUUCUAGCAUGGUAUCAGCAGGGUUACAGAUGCUGGGCAUAGCCCUGGCUGUCAUUGGCUGGAUCGGGGUAAUUGUGGUUUGUGUUCUCCCUAUGUGGCUUGUCACAGCUUUCAUUGGACAGAAUAUAGUCACAGCGCAAAUUACCUGGGAAGGAAUCUGGAUGAGCUGUGUGGUACAGAGCACUGGACAGAUGCAGUGUAAAGUCUACGACUCCAUGCUGGCCCUCAGCUCAGAUCUACAGGCUGCCCGUGCCUUGUGUAUUAUCUCCAUCCUGGUGGGUGUCGUUGGAAUCCUGUUAGCGGCUGCUGGAGGGAAAUGCACCAACUGCAUUGAAGAUGAGAGAGCCAAGGCCAAAGUUGGCAUUAUUUCAGGAGCUAUCUUCAUCGUCUCUGGAAUUCUGUGUUUGAUUCCAGUCUGCUGGACCGCCAACACAAUUAUAAGGGACUUCUACAACCCUUUAACCGUCAGUGCACAAAAGAAAGAGUUGGGAGCUUCAUUGUUUAUUGGGUGGGCUGCUUCGGCACUGCUGAUUAUUGGUGGUUCACUGCUUUGUGCAAAUUGCCCUCCCCAAGAUCAGUAUACCACAAAGUACACUGCUCGGCCUGGAGGAACCAAAGGUUAUGUGUGAAGAGGAGCCAAGGACCACUGCAAAUAGUGACAUUCAAACUAGAUAAUUUGUGAACAUUGUACCUUGGUUAGCUUUUGACCUGUGGUGUUACAAUUGACCAUGCAUGUGAAAGUUCUAUCACUGACCACAUAGUUGAAUUAGCAUUCAGCUGCCAAGAUAUGACAGAAAUGGUGAAAUACUAAGAAUGUAUCAGGUCACAGUGCUGAACAGAACAAUACUGCCAAAGAAAAUGGAAUGGGAACUGUAAAAAUCUCUUCUUAAUGUUGCUGACUGGCUUCACACACUGAGAAGGUGCUUAAACUGUUAAGGAUUUAUAUAAAAUGUACAUGUAAUCAUAUUGUUUUUUUGUUUUUUUUUUAAUUGUGACAGAUUUCUGUUAUAUGCUACAAAACAUUUCAACUAUGUGCAUUGUAACAAAUAAAUUCUUUACAAACA
Messenger RNA from Ctenopharyngodon idella (grass carp), 1129 nucleotides. RefSeq names its product claudin-like protein ZF-A89. The record is from RefSeq and is a predicted model, not a curated record. Gene Ontology annotation, molecular function: structural molecule activity. Lineage: Eukaryota; Metazoa; Chordata; Actinopteri; Cypriniformes; Xenocyprididae. The transcript has a single exon. Gene Ontology annotation, cellular component: plasma membrane; bicellular tight junction. Gene Ontology annotation, biological process: cell adhesion; bicellular tight junction assembly. The coding region runs from base 74 to 694 and encodes 206 amino acids.